This is a messenger RNA of Mercenaria mercenaria, 3803 nucleotides long. RefSeq names its product DET1- and DDB1-associated protein 1-like. Gene Ontology annotation, biological process: positive regulation of proteasomal ubiquitin-dependent protein catabolic process. NCBI's taxonomy places the organism in Eukaryota, Metazoa, Mollusca, Bivalvia, Venerida, Veneridae. Gene Ontology annotation, cellular component: Cul4-RING E3 ubiquitin ligase complex. The record is from RefSeq and is a predicted model, not a curated record. The transcript has 5 exons. Bases 107 to 403 code for a protein of 98 amino acids.
AGAUAUCUGGGCUGUCUGGAAGCUCGCAGCUGCCACUGUUUUCUAUGAGCGCCUACUGUGCACAGACUAGAUUAGAAUUGACAGUUUGCAACAUUUUGUUAAGAAAAUGGCUGACUUCCUAAAGGAAUUGCCAUCAUACGAUGAGAAUAACUUCACCAGAUUCAACGCAGAAUCCGGCUUGAAAUCAAAUGUGAAAAAGCCAUCAGUUUACAUAUGUACAAAAGACCACCCCUCAGAACAAGUGAUAACAACAGAGAAGACAAAUAUUUUAUUACGAUAUUUACAUCAACAGUGGGAUAAAAAAAAUGUUACAAAGCGCGACUCAACCAAAGCAAACCUUGAGGGUAGUGAGGGAGCAUCUCCGGUGAAAAUGGCGAGAUUAUCCCAUGAUGACUCUACUUAGCUGCUGUAUCAUAACUUAUAGUCUAAUUUUAGAAAAUGUGCAUGUGUUUCAGUUAAGUCUAUAGGGUAGUGAUGUAAGGGCGGUACUGUACAACCUCUGAACAACAUACGGGAGAAGAAGAUACCUUCAUACAGAUGUGGAUGUUUUUCUGUUAUACUAAACUAGUUUAGAGUAACUGUCACCUUGGUUCAUAUUCUUCAAUGUUUAAAGUGUGAAACUUCCACUUAAGAAUGCCAGAUAUUGAAGUUGUCAUAACUUUGUAUAUACCAUAUCUAUAGUUAAGAAAUUUUACAAAGCUAUCCAUAGCUUCAGAAUGAAUAUUCAUGCAAAGUUGCAUCACUCUCUGUGUUUAUUUAAGAAUGACAGCGCAGAAAGAAAAUCUAACAUUUUAAAGUCUUAAGUUUUAGCCUUUAAUCAUUGAUAAAUUAUGGUAUAGGUACAGAGGAUCAACCUUUGAACAAUGACAGAGUUCUGUCUUCCCAGUGGUGCUCGCCCUGUAGAGGUUGUACUGUAUAUAAAAUCUGUGAUUAAUGUAUUGGUGAACAGAUGACAGAGCCGCGUCAAGCAAAAACCAUCCUUAUGGCGAUUGCUACCAGUAUGGAUCCAGAUCAGCCUGCUCACCGUGCAGUCUGAUCAGGAUCCAUAUUGUUCGCUAUUCAGUCAGUAUAGGUACCAUGAGAUGUUCAGCGAACAGUAUGUAUCCUGAUCAGACAGCACGGAUGUGCAGGCUGAUCUGGAUCCAUACUGGUGGCAAUCGCCAUAAGGCUGGUUUUCGCAUGACGCGGUUAUUGUAUUUCUCAUUUUGUUUCACUUGUUAAUCUGGUAAAUUGUACCUUAGUCAGUAAAUACCUGUAGCAAUUAUUAUGUUUCAUGAUUAAUCAGCUCACUUAUGCCAAAGGUUCACAGGUGAGCAAUUGCAGUUGUACUGUGCCUGUCUUCCGAAUUGCUAACUUUUAGAUUUAAAAAAAAAGUUUAAGGAUACCAACUACUUAGGAAUAUCUGUUACUCCUGUAAAAUGAUAUGUAUCCUUUUAUGCAGCAGUGCAACAAACAGUGAUAUAACUUUUAACAGAACUUUAUAUGCCAAUGAAAAGGGAGGUAUUAUGGGAACACUUGCAGUGGUCGGCUGCAUCCUCUAAAGUAGUCUGCUACCUAACUUGAGCCGUUCUUAUCCAGUGAUCACCAAACUUUGUUACAGUGUUUAUGGGCAUAAUGUCUCGGCCAAGUUAAACAACCAGUUGAAUUGUUCUGGUGACUCUGGAAUUUCGGCUGUUGAAUUACUCAAAAUUGUGAAGUAGUUCUUUUCCAAUGUUCACUAAAAUUGGUCACAAUGUUUAUGGACACAUCUUAGCAAAGUUUGAUAACCAUAUUGGAUUGUCUUAAAAGCUUUGGAGUUAUGGCCCUUCAAUAAAUUAAAAUUGCACAAAUUUACAUUGUCUGCUCUUUGAAUGUUUGAGCUGGGACCUUUGAGACUGUCAUGGAGAUCAGUAGUUUACACUGAGUUACCGGCAGGAAACAUUUAAAAAUCUAGGUUAUUUUUCUUCAAAGAGAUCUUACAUACAGCAAUACAUAGUGGUUCCCUCUUUGGGUGAGUGACAUAGACCAGUUUGGGCCUCUUAAUAACCUUGAUACUUGGUUGAAAAUCAAUAUAUUUGUCCAUGUAUAUACUUUGAAACUGGAUUUAUUCAUGUUACUCAACUUUGCAACAGAUUUUUGUAUACCUAUUAAAGAAUUUGUGAAAGGAAUGUGUCUUAAGUACAGCAUGUUUGCUACAUUUUUGAUUAUCCAGUUUACAGCAUUAAUUACUUGGAUGGAGUGUAAAGUAUCAAUAAUUUAUUUUUAAAGCUCUUUAAAUAUCAUUACUUUUGAUAAAUUCUGAUGAAUUUAGAGAGCCUCAUCUAAGCAAUAGAAUAACAACUGAAAUGUAUUGUUUCUCUUUGAUUUAAUUUUGUUCACAUGAAAUGUUGUGGUUUCUUGGGCUUAUGAAUUUAUGGAUUUCCACUUUUGAAAAAAAAAACUAAUGGCAGAUUUAUCUGUUCUAUACGACUUUUUUUUCUGAAGUCCAUAAAAAUUAGACCGUCAUUCACCAUACUUGUAUUUAGACAUGCAAUAAAGUUUAUUUUAAACAUUUAUAAAUAAUUUUUUCAGUGUAUAAUACAGAUAUCAUCAUAAUGUUAAUAUUAUAAGAAUUUAUUUAAAAUAUGGUCUGAAGUUUAUUGUAAAUGACUUAUAAAAGAAAAGAUGCAUGCUGAUAUAUUAAAAGCAUAAAUGAGAAAUUGGCUGUAAAAUUUUUGAAUUUUUCAAUUUUCAGUGACUUCUGGAAGUAAUAUAUUACCAUGGUUAUUACAGGUGUCUAAUAAGUAUUACUGUAAUUAAUUACCUCAGUUUCAUAAUUGAAUUCCAGGUUAAAUUGUGGUAAGUGAAAUCUGAUGGAAAGUGUCACUGAGGAACCAGCAGAUUUAUAAGGAGGGUACUAAGACAGUUCUAGAAGGGAAAUAAGAAAUAAUAGACUAUGCAGUAGUCCUUGUACCUUGUACAAAAAGAAUUUGUCAUUCAAUCGUGUUAUCUGCUAAGUGCUGUGUAUGUUUUUGAGAAGUUCAUUGCCAAAAUAUGUCAGUUUGAUUUAUAUAAUUAUCGAGGGGUUAAUGCAAUGGAAGGCUUAUAGAUAAAGAAGCACUUUGACUUCUUUCGCCUUCAACCCUCGUCAUCUUAAAUAAGUUAUUUGCACCAGUUAUAAACAGCUAUUACUGCAUAGCUUUAUUAUAGACCGACACAUGUAAGGAAGUAUCCUGUGACAAGAAAAAAAAGUCAAACUUUUCUCUACUUUGAUAUUUCACCAUUUUGACUAUGCUAACAUUUCAGUGCUAAUAUUUUGAAAUGUUUGCACUUAAAUUAAAAUUUGAGCCGUGCCAUGGGAAAACCAACAUAGUGGGUUUGCGACCAGCAAGGAUCCAGACCAGCCUGCGCAUCCGCGCAGUCUGGUCAGGAUCCAUGCUGUUCGCUUUUAAAGCCUACUGCAAUUAGAGAAACCAUUAGCGAACAGCAUGGAUCCUGACCAGACUGCGCGGAUGCGCAGGCUGGUCUGGAUCCAUGCUGGUCGCAAACCCACUAUGUUGGUUUUCCCAUGGCACGGCUCAUUUGUACAUUAAAGUCUUCUAUAGCUGAGUAAUUAAGAUCAUUUGCCCCUGAUCGAUAUGGGUUUGAGCCUCUCGCUUAGGGUGUUGAAUUUUUCAUGUGAGGAACCCAUCCACCUGGCUUACGGAAGGUCAAUGGAUCUGCCAGGUGCCCACCUGUGAGGAAAUAAUGCGUGGAGGGGCACAAAAGGUCUUCUUUCACCAUCAAAAGCUGGAAUGUCACCAUAUGACCUGUAAAGGGGUUGAUGUGACGUUACCCCCCCCCCC